This is a messenger RNA of Guillardia theta CCMP2712, 660 nucleotides long. RefSeq lists its product as hypothetical. The coding region runs from base 1 to 660 and encodes 219 amino acids. The transcript is spliced from 10 exons. Lineage: Eukaryota; Cryptophyceae; Pyrenomonadales; Geminigeraceae. The record is from RefSeq and is a predicted model, not a curated record.
AUGUUCUGCUGCGAGGCGGAAAGGUGGCUCAAGGGUUCUGCUUCCCACGUUGUGGUGCUCUACAUCGACUUGAAGAACGAGAAGCUGCUUGGACUCGUUGCUUGUUCUCUACUCCUUCACAUGAGAAUCUACUCGUCAGCACAGGAAGCAGCCAACAUGUACAGCAUGCUCCGGUUCGUCGACCCCAAUUAUCCGUUUCCCAAGAGUUAUGUUCGUCUCCUGGGAUUCUUCAUGAAGCUCAACGUCUCAUCGCCCGACAAGGCUCCUGCCGAUCCACCUCGCAAGCGUCUCCGCAGCAUCAUGCUCCAUCGAGCGUCGACCUUCAGCCUUCACGACAACCAGUCCAGCUUUCUCUUCUUCCGCAUCAAGAACUCAGGCAACCUCUUCACCUCUAGCGCCAUGUCGGACGCCAACAGCGUAACAGGUUUCGACGCCACCAUGUUCUCCAUGAGGCCGCACGUGGUCGUGCAAGGUGAAGUUCUAGUCGAGUGUCUGGCGAGAGGAAGGGUACUUUUCUCAUCGUUACUGUCAACGUCAGCUUGCAGCGAGCGGGAAGUGCUUUCUGACUUUGAGCUGGACUGGACGGCAGAAGGGCAAAAGUUUGCCAAGAAGAACAUCUCUAUCGAGCUUGCUUUCGAUGACCUCAUUAGUCAGAGGUAA